GAUAUUUUUGUUGUUCAAUGCACUCUCAUGAUACUUGGAGGCAAUUUUAUAACCAAGAUUGAUUGCAUAUGCACUUCAAUUGUGUGAAGGAAUGAGCUGUUACAAAGUUACAGAAAUGAAGGGCGGCAAAAAGGGAAUAAGCAAUCAGGAAAUAGAAGAUAGAUGAAUGAAAAAGCACAUAUAAUUGAUGCCUAGUGUAGUGUACUGUGAACCAAAAGCCUUUUCCUAAAUUCCAGAGUCAAGUAAGAGUCCCCUCAGGACUGUCCCACCGUCCACUUCCACAUGCUACUACCUUUUUCUUAUAUCUCAGUUUCAACCACUAAUUUGCUUCCUUUCAUUUCCACAAGGAUGCUAUCAUGCUAUAAUAAGUCAACUCUACAACCUUGCUUGCUACUGCUAUAUAUACCUCACAUACAAUAGCAACAACAAUCUUGAGCUCCCCCUUCUAUACUUUGAUUUAUGAUCUUUUCUUGUCAAAAUUAAAUUUACUAUUAUUGAUUGGAAAAUGGAGCAUAGUAAUAAUGAGGAAAUUCCAUCAACACCAGCAACACCAGGCACUCCUGGUGUACCUCUUUUUGGUGGGUUUAAGUCAGAGAGAAACGGGAAUGGUAGUAAUAAGAAUAAGAAGUCUCUCCUUAAGAAUUGUAAAUGCUUCAGUGUCCAAGACUGGACCAUAGAAGAUGGCGCUCUUCCCACAGUCUCUUGCUCAUUAAUGCCUCCCCCUCCUGUCCCUCUCGCAAAAAAGAUAGGAGCUGAGUUUAUAGGGACAUUCAUUCUGAUUUUUGCUGGGACAGCCACUGCUAUUGUGAACCAAAAGACAAAAGGGUCGGAGACUCUGAUUGGAUGUGCUGCUUCUUCUGGUCUUGCCGUUAUGAUUGUCAUCCUCUCCACCGGUCACAUCUCUGGUGCUCAUCUCAACCCCGCAGUCACCAUUUCCUUUGCUGCAUUGAAACACUUCCCAUGGAAGCAUGUGCCUAUGUAUAUUGGCGCACAAGUUUUAGCAUCAAUAUGUGCUGCAUUUGCACUCAAAGGGGUAUUUCAUCCUUUCAUGAGUGGUGGAGUCACUGUUCCUUCUGGAGGAUAUGGCCAAGCUUUUGCUUUAGAGUUCAUUAUCAGCUUUAAUCUCAUGUUCGUUGUCACGGCGGUGGCCACCGACACAAGAGCUGUAGGAGAACUGGCAGGAAUUGCAGUAGGAGCAACUGUGAUGCUUAAUAUACUCAUAGCAGGGCCAAUAACAGGAGGAUCAAUGAACCCAGUAAGAAGUCUUGGUCCAGCUAUUGCUGCAAACAACUACAAAGCCAUAUGGGUCUAUCUAUUAGCUCCCAUAAUUGGCGCUCUAGGUGGUGCAGGUACUUAUACCGCAGUCAAGCUUCCCCAAGAAGACGAUAAUGCAAAGGCUAAUGCUCCUUCAAACCCCGCCAGCUUCAGAAGAUGAUCAACUUCUCUUGUUCCUAUGCUCAUCAAUCAUCAUACAACAACUUAAGAAAGACACUCUGGGAUGAUUAUGUUUUUAUAUAUGAUAUAGAUUUUGCGGAAAGCAAACAAGCAAAAAACGAGAACCAUUUGGCAUGUGCACAAAUUAGAUGUAAAACAUAAAUGUGUUGAUGUGUAUGGUGUAUCUAUCUAUUAAAUUAAAUCCAAGCAUGUGAAAAUGAGUGCCGUCUCUAUUUAGUAUAUGCAAAUACAAAGUUACUACAAUAUAUUAUU
Molecule: messenger RNA, 1707 nt
Organism: Cicer arietinum (chickpea)
Lineage: Eukaryota; Viridiplantae; Streptophyta; Magnoliopsida; Fabales; Fabaceae
Product: aquaporin NIP6-1-like
Biological process (GO): transmembrane transport
Cellular component (GO): membrane
Molecular function (GO): channel activity
Source: RefSeq, a predicted model, not a curated record